UGUUUAUACUUAUUUAGAACUAUGAUAUAUCGGGUCUUUACUGUUUAUUUACCUGAUGAACAUUUAACAUGGGGACCUCUGUAGUAUAUCUAUAUGUAUAUACCAGAAUCAUUGGAGUUCCUUAUAUCUACCUAUUUAUGAAUGGCUGCAGUACAUGCCGACUGUCCCUAGCUGACAUAGCUAAUGGCUAUAGCAAACAUCGGCAUCUGUUUCUAUUGCUAAAAGCAGGCGUAUUAUUAGCAAAACUUGGAGAGAUGUUUUAAGGAGAGUAAACUAUACCAUUUCUUGUACCUAGUUUCAUAAUAUAUGUUUGGUUAUGCUUAAUGAAUGAUUGUGAUAGAUAACAAUAAAAAAUGCCAUGCUGCACCACAUACAAAUAUUUUCACUGGUAAAAACUAACCUAAUGUUGUUUGAAGUUUAUGGCUAUACACAAGAUGUGGUAACAUUAUUUUUAUCUUUUGUAUAAAAUAUGGCUAUAUAAGAUUGUAGAUCCUAGAGGCAAAUAUAUUGUUGUAACCAUGUAGUAUUGCUCAGUUUUUAAUUUUAGUGAAUAAGUCAUUUCUAUCAUAAAUUUGUAAAUAUUUUAUUUUGUGAAUUGACUUUUGGUAUUUCUAGGAUUUUCAUGUAGACAUGAAAUAAGGUUUGUGAAAUAGUGUUGUUGCCUGUUGUUUAUAUCCACUAUGCAUGCAAAAAUGUAUCCAUUUUCCUUGAUGUAAAAUCAAAGUAUUUACCCAGAAUCAUGUCCAUUCGUUUCAUCUUAUUAUUUUAUGUAUAUAUAUUUUAUAUAUUCAAUUUUUAGAAAAAAACACUUUUUCUGAAUAUAUAUUUAUAAAAGUUGUAUCCAUGGCUUUAUAUAUCUUAUUUGGAUAAAUAUUGGGGCAUAUAGUAUGACUAUGAAAGAUUGUGAAAUUCACCCCAUUUAUCGGCAAGAACUGAAAAACUUGCAGCAUGCAAGUUGUUUGGCGUCAAACCUUUUUGAUUUCAAAAACGUCAAUCUACUGUGUGAUGUGACACUUGUUUGUGGCAAAGCAGAAAUAACAGCGCAUAAAGUUAUUUUGGCAGCAUGUAGCAAAUACUUUCAAGCAAUGUUUACUACUGGUAUGUGUGAAACUUUGAAAACACAGAUUCCAAUGAAGAACAUUGAUACUGAUUCUUUAGCUAUUUUGGUGAACUAUGCUUAUACUGGUGUUAUUAUUAUCGAUGAAAUAAACGUCCAAACUCUUCUAGAGACAUCUGAUCUGCUGCAGUUUGAAUCUGCGAAAACGCUUUGUUGUGAUUUUAUCAAAGCACAGCUGAACUUAGAUAACUGUCUGGAUGUCUUCCAAUUUGCAGAGUUGUAUCACUGCGAUGAAAUUUUAUCAAUUUCACAGACAAUGUUUAAUAAAAAUUGGAAGAAGCUAAUUCAUACAGAUGCCUUUGCUUCAUUGGAAUACCAUAUUUUAGAGAAGCUCAUCUCAUCUGAUUCCUUGGAAUUGGUAAAGGAGUCCAGUCUUCUCUACAUCAUUUGUAAGUGGAUUGAAAGCCACGUAAAGGAAAGAAAAGAUCUGUUUUUGCCCCUGCUGCAACAUGUUCGAUGGACAUAUGUUGAGCCCAUUGAGUUAAAGCAUGUUGUUAAACACCAGCCACUUAUAGCAACUAACAAACAUGUCAAAAGUAUGGUGGAAAGUUACAUAGCACCAAAUCUUUGUUGUCCUUUAGUCCAUCAAAUGAGGAGGUCCUAUGAAUCUUGGAUGUAUGUGUUAGGUGGAGAACAGUCUUUCUUAAUGGAGUUAAAAUCUUGUGAAUUUUUUAAUCAUCAGUCUGCACAAUGGGAUUACGGUUUCUCCUUGCAUGGACCAAGAACCUCUUUUGCAGCUGUCAGUCAUAGUAAUAAAUUGUAUGUUAUUGGUGGCAUGCGUUUUGGUGAAAAGUUAAAAAUUGUUGAAUGUUUUAAUCACAAGGUGGGAAAAUGGAAAAGACUGGCAUCGUUGAAAAAGUGCAAAGGUGAUGUUGAAGCUGUUGUGUCAGAUGAAAUUGUUUAUGUAGCUGGUGGUUCCAGUGAUGGCGAGCCUGCUUGCAGGUAUGUUGAAAAAUACGACGAGAGUAACAAUCAAUGGCUUACUGUGGCUAGUAUGAAGUCAAGACGACGACGUUUCGGUUUGAGUGAGUACAAGUCCAAAUUGUACGCGUUUGGUGGAUUUCAAGAUAGUCAGGGCGAACUUCGAACAUGUGAAGUGUAUGAGCCUGACUCCAAUAUUUGGCAGAGCAUAGCACCGAUGAAAACUAACCGCUGUGAUCUUGGUGCUGCAGUACUUUCAGAUUGCAUUUACAUCACUGGUGGAGUGAACUCUUACACGGGUUCCAUAACUACGGUAGAAAGAUACAAUCCUGUCACAGACACGUGGUCGCAAUGUCAGCCAUUAUUGCAAGCACGUGGUGGGCACGCCAUGGUUACUUAUUUUGGAAGGAUAAUUGCUAUUGGUGGAAUGAACAGUUACAUGCAGACAUGUAAAGACGCAGAGUGGUAUAACGAGGUUACGAACGAAUGGAAAGUUCUUCCGUCGACGAAUAUGCCGCGUUUUGGUGGCGUUGCUGUUGUUUUACCCUUUUGCCGGCGGCCGACCACGUAUAAUGAAGAAGACGCUAGAAACAGUAGUAACACGUAACUUGUGAUCGAAAGAUGCAUACUGAAAAAGUGGAUGUGAAUUAUGCUACGACUGGUGGUACAAAAAUUGACCAGCGAUCUGGGAAACGUAUAAAAGUCGGUAAAUUUAAAAUAAACUGAGCCAAAGAAUGUUAGGAAUUUAGCCAUCUCUCCUUGAGUGCAGGUUAAAUAGUACCGUAUUUUUGUAAUAAGUAAUUUACGUAAGGAAGUCACGGAAGUUAUCUUUGUAGUCAGAAAAAAGUUAGGAAAAGUAACUGAAAGUUUGAUGGCUACCCUGGAAGAUUCCAAUGCCGAAACACCUUACGCAGCAGAACUCCGAGUGAUAUAUAAAGUUUAUUUUGAGAUGCCGAGAAUUCAUCACUAUUCAACUGCGAUACAUGACAAAACAAUUGCGCGCGCAU
Molecule: messenger RNA, 3045 nt
Organism: Hydractinia symbiolongicarpus
Lineage: Eukaryota; Metazoa; Cnidaria; Hydrozoa; Anthoathecata; Hydractiniidae
Product: kelch-like protein 20
Exons: 6
Coding region: 888-2645 (585 amino acids)
Molecular function (GO): protein binding
Source: RefSeq, a predicted model, not a curated record